Molecule: messenger RNA, 1139 nt
Organism: Zalophus californianus (California sea lion)
Lineage: Eukaryota; Metazoa; Chordata; Mammalia; Carnivora; Otariidae
Gene: EXOSC2
Product: exosome component 2
Exons: 9
Coding region: 6-887 (293 amino acids)
Biological process (GO): exonucleolytic trimming to generate mature 3'-end of 5.8S rRNA from tricistronic rRNA transcript (SSU-rRNA, 5.8S rRNA, LSU-rRNA); TRAMP-dependent tRNA surveillance pathway; nuclear polyadenylation-dependent rRNA catabolic process
Cellular component (GO): cytoplasmic exosome (RNase complex); nuclear exosome (RNase complex)
Molecular function (GO): RNA binding
Source: RefSeq, a predicted model, not a curated record
CCAAGAUGGCGAUGGAGAUGAGGCUUCCCGUGGCUCGCAAGCCUCUUAGCGAGAGCAUGGGCCGCGAUACUAAAAAACAUCUGGUGGUUCCGGGGGACACGAUCACCACGGACACGGGAUUCAUGCGGGGCCAUGGAACUUACAUGGGGGAAGAGAAGCUCAUUGCAUCUGUGGCUGGCUCAGUGGAGAGGGUAAACAAGUUGAUCUGUGUGAAAGCUUUGAAAACCAGAUAUAAUGGUGAAGUAGGAGACAUUGUGGUGGGGAGAAUCACAGAGGUUCAACAGAAGAGGUGGAAGGUGGAGACCAACUCUAGGCUGGAUUCAGUCUUGCUUCUGUCAUCCAUGAAUCUUCCUGGAGGAGAGCUGAGGAGAAGAUCUGCAGAAGACGAGCUGGCCAUGAGAGGUUUCUUGCAGGAAGGGGAUCUUAUCAGUGCGGAGGUGCAGGCAGUGUUCUCUGACGGAGCUGUCUCUCUGCACACAAGGAGUCUGAAGUACGGCAAACUAGGCCAGGGGGUGUUGGUCCAGGUUUCCCCCUCCCUCGUCAAACGGCAGAAGACUCACUUCCAUGAUUUGCCCUGUGGGGCCUCAGUGAUUCUUGGUAGCAACGGCUUCGUCUGGAUCUACCCCACACCCGAGCACAAAGAAGAGGACGCGGGGGGCUUCACUGCAAACCUGGAGCCCGUCUCCCUCGCCGACCGAGAGGUGAUCUCCCGGCUCCGGAACUGCAUCGUCUCGCUGGUCACCCAGAGGAUGAUGCUGUAUGACACCAGCAUCCUGUAUUGCUACGAGGCAUCCCUUCCACACCAGAUCAAAGACCUCUUAAAGCCAGAAAUAAUGGAGGAAGUAGUUAUGGAAACGCGCCAGAGGCUUUUAGAACAGGUGGGGUGAGGAGAGACAUCUGAAGGACAGGACGGUCUGUACCUGACCGGAGCAGUUCUGGAAAGUGAAGAAUCUGAUUUGUGGUCCCAUGUGUGGCUCUGUGGAGAACUGACACUCAUCACCUGACCUGUAUCGGGCUACCUCUGGCCCAAAGACCUGCUUUCUCCUGUUUGAGGGCAGAGCCUGGGGAAGUGCUGCUGGCCCCUUUGGUUGCCUGCAGAGACCGGUGCUACGGGUAGUUUCAGGCCUUUAUUUUUUUUU